Molecule: messenger RNA, 1515 nt
Organism: Echinops telfairi (small Madagascar hedgehog)
Lineage: Eukaryota; Metazoa; Chordata; Mammalia; Afrosoricida; Tenrecidae
Gene: CYLC1
Product: cylicin 1
Exons: 6
Coding region: 1-1515 (504 amino acids)
Cellular component (GO): nucleus; acrosomal matrix
Molecular function (GO): structural constituent of cytoskeleton
Source: RefSeq, a predicted model, not a curated record
AUGGCAAUGCACCUGAGGGUUCCAGGUAUUUGGGAGAAUUUACCAAAGAAACCAUCUGGACCUGGAGUUCUUGUUUUCAUCAGUUCAUCAAACAGAAAAUUAUGGAAUAUAAAAAAUUUUCUUUCGACAUUUCCCAAACCACCUCAGCAAGAUAGAAAAAAAACAUCCAGAUCUUUGGAAUUUCGAGACACAGUUCCUAGACAGGACAAAAGAAAACUAAAAGAAGAUCCAAAGGAAGCUCAUAUACGGAUAAGACGUUCUUUGAGAAAAAAUGUCCAUAAGCCAGGUCAACAUGCUACAACUCUAGAAACUAAUGAAACAGUAGCAGAUGAAAAAUAUGAAAGAAAGAAUGAAGCAGUUAAAAUCCCAUCAAACCGAUCACUUGGAAACAAAACAUCAACAUUCCAAUCAGAUACAAAUUCGGGAUUCAUGUAUCAUAUGGAGUUCUCAAAAAAAGAUGAGAAAAAUUUUAAAAACUACAAGGACAAAGAUACUAAAUUCAUAUGUACAAAUACUGAGCCAAAGGAAAAUUUUAUAAAUAGUUCAAACGAAGCUGAGGCUGAAUUGGAAACUUGGCCCCCAAAUAUUUCAAAUGCGGAUUUGAUAAUGUAUUUAAAUGACCCUAAUAGGGAAUCCAUGGAAUUUGACGUAUGGUUAAAGAAUAACUCACAGAAUAACUCAAAGGAUGAUGCCAAGAAGGUAUCUGAGGGUCAAUCUGAAGACUCAACGGAUGCAAGAAGAGAUAAGAAAAAUGCAAGGAGUGACGCUAAGGAAGGUGCAACGAAGGACCAAGAGUCUACUACUGAUGCGGAUUCUGACCAUUCAAAGGAUCUAAAUAGGGAAAAGAAAGCGCUUAAAAAAGGCAAAAAGAUGGAUGGAAGAUAUUACUCCGAGUCUACUGAUGCUGAAUCUGAAUCUGAACUGGAGACAAAAAAGGGUAAGAAAGGUAAAACAGAAUUAAAGAAAGACACUAAGAAGAAGCAUGUAAAGAACGUACUAUCUACUGAAGCAGACUCUGGAUCUGAAUUGGAGUUGAAGAGUGAAAAAGAUGCAAAGAAGAGAGAGUCGAAGAAAGAUAACAAGAUUGCACAGAAGUCCUCCGUGUCUACUGAUGCAGAAACGGACUCUGAAUGGGAAUCAAAUCACAAGAAGGAUGUAAAAAGUGCCAUAGAGUCUACUGAUGAUGAAUAUGAUGAUUAUACAAAGAAAAGUCCAAGAAGAGCAUUAUUCAAAGAAACAGAUGCUGACUCUGAUGAGUCAGUAUGUACACCUGGAGGUAAGGGCCAAAUGUAUGAAUCAGAUGCCACAUCCACAGAUUCAAAUGUACAAACGAAAGGUUACAGAAUGUCAUCCAAAAAGACCAAAUUUAAAGGAAACGAGAAAGAUACAGGCAUAGGCAGAAUUCCUCCGUCAAGAGAAAGCCGACCACUACCUCCUUGUGAUCCUGUAAGACCACCACCUAAGGUCAGACGUUCCUAUUGGCCUGAAGCUGAGUGGAUUUGGAAGCUGCUGUAA